Ustilaginoidea virens is the source of this 531-nucleotide messenger RNA. RefSeq lists its product as uncharacterized. Gene Ontology annotation, cellular component: Golgi apparatus. The transcript has a single exon. The record is from RefSeq and is a predicted model, not a curated record. Lineage: Eukaryota; Fungi; Ascomycota; Sordariomycetes; Hypocreales; Clavicipitaceae. The coding region runs from base 1 to 531 and encodes 176 amino acids.
AUGGCUCGCAUCCAGAUUCCUCUCGACGCUCUGACGUCUCGCUUCAACCUUGGGGACCGCUUCUCCGGCUUCAGCUCUGGACCCCUGAGCGGCCGGUUUUCCAACUUGCGGCCCCUUUCCGACUUCUUCGACUUCAAGCGUCUCUCCAAGCCUGCCAACUUCGGCGAAAUGCAAUCGCGCGUCAACUACAACCUGAGCCACUUCUCCAGCAAUUAUGCCGUCGUCUUCGCCAUGCUGAGUCUGUAUGCCCUUCUCACAAACUGGCUGCUGCUGUUUGACAUCACUCUCGUUGUUGCUGGCAUGUGGUUCAUUGGCCGCCUCGACGGGCGCGAUCUCGAGAUUGGCACAUUUCGCGCCACGUCGUCGCAGCUCUACACUGGCCUGCUCAUCGUCGCCAUACCCUUGGGUCUGAUUGCCUCGCCCUUCUCGACGCUGCUCUGGCUGAUUGGCGCCUCUGGCGUCACCAUUCUCGGCCACGCUUCCUUCAUGGACAAACCGAUCGAUGAGGCUUUUUCAGGGGAGGCGGUCUAG